AUGCUGCCAGCCACAUUGGGAGCCGCGCGACAGCCGGACGCCACCGCCAGGGUGCUCGAGUUCCCGGGCACCGCGCCGCGAAGGCCAGCGACAGCUGCCAACCCCCGCCUCGACGCCGCCAGCUACCGCCCUGCCACUGCUCCAGUGUCGGCACAGGCUGGCCCUGCCGCCGGUGGAACGGCCGCCGCCACGCCCUUUGGCAGCACCCUCAGCCUGGAGCCUGCCUACAAGCCGGCGCUUGCCCGCCUCUCGCGGCCCUCGACAGCUGCGGCAGCCCCGAGCCUGGCACAGUCGCGGCCAGCGACAGCUGCAACCGCAGCCACAGCAGCAGCAGCGCCGCCGCUGCCCAGCAGCCGCUUGGAUGCCCUGUUGGCAGGCAAGCAGCGCGGCAGCGCGGUGCGGCCGCUGGGCAGCGCAGCAGCGGCGCAGCGGCUCCCCGCCAGCCGCCUGGAUGCACUGCUGUCUGCCAAGCCCACCAGCACAGCAGCGGUGCUACCUCCAGCGGCAGCAGCGGCGCUACCUCCCAGCAGCCGCCUGGAUGCGCUGCUGUCCAAGCAAGCUCCGGCAUCACUCACCGCUGCUGCUGCUGCUGCGUCGAGAGCAGCGGCACCAGCCACCGCUGCGAGCCAGCCUCCCUCUGGCGCCAGCUCAGCCCUGGGGCAGGCUGGCGGGGCGCGUGCCGUGCCUGUCGCGCCUGCGUCGGCGGCGCUGUCACCCGUGGCAGAGGAGGCGCCUGCCCCGCUCCCUGCAGCACCAGCAGCGGGGGAUGCUCCCGCCGCAGCUCCACCCGAGCGCACAACACGUGCGCAGCAUGGUGAGGCAGCGCAGGCGGCAGCGGGGCUGCUGCCAAGGCGCGUCUCUGGCGGGGCGCUGGAUCCCGGCCUGCAGGACCGGCUGCGGGAGCGCAUCGAGCAGGCCAAGGUCCAAAUCCGGCAGCAGCUGUCUCCUAUGUUCCACCUGUCUCAGGCGCUGGUGGGGGCUGAGGGCGACCCUUGGCGGGCGGCAGAUGCCCUGGAGGCCGCCGCCGGGCUCAGCGCAUUCGAGCGGCUGGCUGUGCGGCCUGGCAGCCGGGGCGCGGCGGGAAUGUCGACGGCGACGGUGUCAGGAGCGCGUGCUGGCACCCUGGCGGCUCCAGCGGGCGGCAUGGCCGGCGGCAGAGUGGCUGAGAGCGAGGAGGAAGGGGAGGCCAGCCACGUGUCGCUGCCGCUGGUAGGCGCCGACGUGCAGGAGCAGCGGAGCCAGCCGGGGCCAGCAGCAGCUUGGCAUGCCGACAAGCCGGCCACCUCCCGGGCUGCUGGUGGGGCAGGCGGUGCCGGCGACGGCAGCGGCAGGAACGCUUCAGAUGCCGGUUCGUUGGUGGCGACGGCCAUGGCGGCCGCAGAGCGUGCCCAGCAUGCCAUUGCUGACCUGGCAGCCACGCCACGUCAGCACGCGCUGGCGCUGCCGCACCAGGCCCAGCCCGACGCCGCCGGAUCCGCCCCACGGCCAGCUCCGCCCGCGCCGUAUGUGCCGCCCAUGGCGGCAGCUGGUGUGGCCGACGGCAGCGGGCAGCCUGCGGGGCGGGCUGCGGCGCACGGUGAUGCGCAGCGCUGGGUGGCGCACCUGCAGCGCCAGUCUGAGGCGCUCAUCAGGGCGGAGUGCGAGCAGCUUGUGGCCUCCAUGCAUGCGCUGUUUGACAGCAUGCUGGAAAGCCUGCGGCAGGAGCAGCAGCCGGGGGCGGCAUCCCAGGAGGCCGCGGCGGCAUCGGCGGGCAGCAGGGACCACAGCGGGGGCAGCAGCCUGCAGGGCAGCCUGCCCGGCAGCGGCAGCGCCUCCCCCACAGCCUCCGCAGGCUCGCCCCCUGGCAGCAGCCGGGGAGGUGGGCGGGACGGCACGCCACUGCAGACCACUCUCAGGCUGGGCGGCAGCAGCGGGAGCAGCGGCGGCGGCGGCAGCAUGCUGUCUGAUGGCGAGGCCUCCUGGCUGGUGCUUGGCGACCAGCAGCCCGAGGGGCAGGAGGGCCGGCAGGAGGAUGAGCAGGGGCAAGGCGAGGAGGCGGAGGCCGAGCAGCACCAGCACCAGCAGCGGCAAGAGGCAGGCGUGUUGUUGUGGGGCGGCCUUGCCUCUGGUCAGGCCGAGCUUGGCCGGCAGCAGCAGCAGCAGCAGCAGCAGCAGGAUGAGGCCAUGCUGGAGGGCGCUGGCAGCAGCUCGCCCGCAGCCUACAUGUCCGCAGGCGAUCCGCCCCACCAGCCGGCGCAGGCGCCGCAGCAGCAGCCACGGCAGCUGCCGCAGCUUGGGGCUGUGCUGGCGGCGGGCUUGGGCGGCGGCGCCGGCUUUGGCAGCCCCAUCCGGCUGCCGCACCACCCCAGCCCCGCCAAGCCUGCUGCCACGGCGGCAGCGGCAGCAUCUGGCGUGCCGGGCGCCUUUGCACCCAGGUCGCCAGCAGCCACGCCUGCUCGCAUCACGGGUCAUCAGCCAGCCCUGGGUGCCGCCGCCGCCAAGACUCUGUCGUUUGGCGCCCAGCCAGCUGGCUCCGGCGCCGAAUAUGCCACCCCUGCAAUCGAGCUGUGGCCAGGCAGCGUGAGCCGGCCGUCUGUGCCGCGCCUGGCCACAGCCGCAGGCGCCCAGCCGCUGCGCAGCAGUCUGGACGUCUUUCUCACUGCCCGCAGCACGGCGGCGCGCCCGGGCGGGUUCCUGACUGCACGUAGCACCGCCGGCGCAUCUGCAUCGCCGGCAGAGCCCGGCAGCGCAGGCCCCGCCAGCACGCGCAGCAGCUGGCCAGCGGCGAGCGCCUCGCCAGUUCCGCACAGCGCGUCUUAUGCUGGGGCCGGGGCCGCGGCGUCUGGCAGCAGCGCGGCAGCCACGCCGGGCGCCUAUUACAGCAGCCUGAGCGGCGGCGGGCAGCGAGAGGCUGCGGCGCCGCCUGGCACCACUGCGGCAUCCAGCCUGCGGCCGCUGCUGGGGGCUGGGGGCCGUGAUUUGGAGGGCCUCUCAGCGAGCAUCCGGCGGAUGGCGGCAGAGAUGAGGCUGAAGCAGGGCGCCCUGGCCACGCCGCUGCUGGCCAGCCGGCCCGGCAGCGCCGGCCGGCCGCUGCCAGGCUCGUCGGGGCGGCCAUCCAGCAGCGGCGGCGGCGGCGGGGGCAGCGCGGGGCAUCUGUACCGCAAGCCGCCUCGCUGA
This is a messenger RNA of Chlorella variabilis, 3156 nucleotides long. RefSeq lists its product as hypothetical. Bases 1 to 3156 code for a protein of 1051 amino acids. Lineage: Eukaryota; Viridiplantae; Chlorophyta; Trebouxiophyceae; Chlorellales; Chlorellaceae. The transcript has 5 exons. The record is from RefSeq and is a predicted model, not a curated record.